AAAAGGGGGUUGGGUGCGAGGUAUCAUGGAGGAUCAGUUAGAGAACGGCAGCCAUUGAAGAAAGCCGAGCCGUGGGUCCGCGCUCUGGAGUUUCUGAUUAUUUUUUUCUUUAAACAGUCAAGCCCAGUGCAACCAAUACAAACAAAAUGGAGAUGAAGAAGAGGAUCAGUUUAGAGCUUAGGAACAAAAGUCCAUCGGAGGUAGCAGAGCUUGUGGUGGAUAACUGUCGCUCAAGCGAUGGUGAGAUUGAAGGCCUGACGGAUGAGUUUAAGGAGCUGGAGUUCCUCAGCAUGGUCAACGUGGGUCUCACCUCCCUGGCCAAGCUACCCUCACUGCCCAAACUGAGAAAGUUGGAGCUAAGUGAUAACAACAUCUCAGGGGCACUGGAGACGCUCGCAGAGAAAUGCCCGAACUUGACGUACCUGAAUUUGAGUGGCAACAAGAUCAAAGAGCUUAGCACACUGGAGGCUCUGCAAAACCUUAAGAACCUGAAGAGUUUAGACCUGUUCAACUGUGAGAUUACAACAUUGGAGGAUUACAGGGAAAGCAUCUUUGAACUGCUGCCUCAGGUCACAUACCUGGACGGUUUUGAUGCAGAAGACAAUGAAGCUCCAGAUUCUGAAGCUGAUGAUGAUGACGAUGAGGAUGGCGAAGAAGGAACUGGUCAGCUCGGGGAUUAUGAGGAGGAGGAUGAGGAGGAGGAGGAAGAAGAGGAGGACGAAGAAGGCUCAGAGGGGGGAGAAGUUGGCCUGUCCUAUCUAAUGAAAGAUGACAUCCAGGAUGAGGAAGAUGAUGAUGAUUAUGUAGAAGAGGAAGAGGAGGAAGAAGGAGGAGGAGAGGCUGAAGUCAAAGGAGAGAAGAGAAAAAGGGAUGCUGAGGAUGAAGGCGAAGAUGAUGACGAAGACGAUGACUAACCUUUAAUGUUUGACUCCUUGGAAACAAUAUCCAAGCUGUAGAUCAACCCUGAAAAGACCGUGAUCUUGCAGAUUGUUUUUCUCUUUGUAAUCCAUAGAUAAACCACUGUAGAUGCUAAGUGUUUUCUUUUAUAAAUACAUUAUAUAUUACAUUAUAUAAAAAGGGGGUUUAUUGACAAGUUAUUUUUAGCCAUUCCAAGUUUAUCCAGAAAACGAAAAUCAAAAUGUCAUCGAGGGGUGGGCACAGGAAGAUUUGCAGGGCAUGUUUUUGUGAUUGCUUGUACGUUUGGAACUUGAGACAGCACUAGGAUUUUACGGAGGGGAGACAGCAGCAUUUGUGUGUCCAAAUCCAUAAGCUCAGUUCAGUUUGUGCUUCAGGUCCCAGUGACUUUUCCUAAGACCUCUGUGAGGAAGCAGAACAUGUCCUGUUCCUCAUCUACCUCUCCAGGUCUCAUUCUCAGCCCAUCACGAAGCAGCAAGCAUGUCAUCUCUGUCCCAUUAGAUGCGCUAGGCCAUCUCCUUUGUUCCUGCAUCAACCAAUCGCUGCCAAGGAUCUUGUGUCACAGUCUUUAUAUGGGAUGGUCUCCGAUUGAUUUAGCUUUUCUUGUAGAUCUGGAUUGCUCAUGUUGGCAGACCAGAUGGUAUGUGGUUUCAUGAAUUUUAAAAGUUUUAUGUAUGUAAAUGCGAUGUAAACGAAUUGAGCAAAGAUCAGGAGUUGGCAAAUGGAUUUUAAGUUUUAAUCUCAGUUUUUUAUUAAAGAGAUCAUUCAUGGAUUUAAUGUGACCUGUGAGCGUUUUUUGCCCUCUUUCCCUUUUUGUUUUUGACAAGUGUCAUUUUACAGUUAAAAUUAUUAUUUUUUUAGAGAAAUGACAUGGCUAGACAUUUUCUCGAUGUUCAGGUUUAACAGUUUUGGAUUAAAUAGCACCCUUAAGUACCUUUAUACCCUGUCUUGCUGUGGAAACAGGUUAGUUUCUACCUUGUCUUGAGGUGUUUUACAGAGUAAUACCUUUUAAUCUUAUGAUGUUCGUAUGGCAAUAUGUAUAUAGUAUCCGUUUCAACAGGUUGCCAUUUCUUUUUUUUAUCAAAUUAUUUGGUCAGUUGUUUUAAUACAAAAGCACAUUUUUGAGGGCUUACAUACAAGCAAUUCACUCGUUUCAUUUCCAGAAUUUGACUGUUGUGUGUGUGUUGUAUUUGGGGUUGUAUGUGUAGUUAAGUUCUUUAAAGAGUUUUAGUUUUUCAUUGAAUUGCAACGUUUUGUUUAAAUGGGUUGUUUUGUUUAGGUUUUUUUUAUGUCACAUCUCUAAGUUUGCAAGCUCCUUUGUUCGAUUGUGAACUCUAUUGGAGUUAGUGUUGUAAAUGAAUGAAAUGUCCUUUUGGUGAUUAAAAUGACAACUCGAUGUUCAACUUAUGUUUAAUAGAUGGGCCUUUGUUGGGCAAGGCUUUCUGCAAUUUGACUAUAAAAUUAUGAACUGAGAGCCAUGAGGCAGCUUUGCAAAUUUGCAAAACUGGUGAAGAAGCACUGUUUUUACCAUCUCAAGAGAUGACAGAAAUGAUCCAUUCUGAUACAAACAGUGAUAUUUCAAUAUAUUUUUUUUACAUGAAAGAUUUAUAAAAUCCUUUUGAUUAAUACAACCUGGAAUACGUGUGAUGUGGACAAUAAAGGAAAGACCUAUGACCAUUA
Triplophysa rosa is the source of this 2595-nucleotide messenger RNA. It is a transcript of the gene anp32e, whose product is annotated as acidic (leucine-rich) nuclear phosphoprotein 32 family, member E. The record is from RefSeq and is a predicted model, not a curated record. The coding region runs from base 147 to 914 and encodes 255 amino acids. Gene Ontology annotation, molecular function: phosphatase inhibitor activity; histone binding. Gene Ontology annotation, biological process: regulation of apoptotic process. NCBI's taxonomy places the organism in Eukaryota, Metazoa, Chordata, Actinopteri, Cypriniformes, Nemacheilidae. Gene Ontology annotation, cellular component: nucleus. The transcript is spliced from 7 exons.